GUUUUUUCCUGAAAGCAACUGCGAUUGCGGAACGCUGAUAAUUGUAAAGUUGAGUAUGGAGCUGCUUUCCAAUUUCAUGAGUUUUGAGAAGACUAGCACUAUCCUGCCUAUAAUGCUGGUAUAAAAUCUGCGUGUGUUAAUCAGGUGACGAUGCCACCACGAUGGCGAAGGGCGUGAGCAGUGCCAGUCGGAGUGUGCCCAUUGUGCUGGUGUGUUUGGGCGCACUGCUAUUCGCCAAUGUCCUCAUCUACUUUUACAUCGAGUCCCUGUACCAGAUCAGUGAGACGCACGUGUCUCCCCAUGGUGACUGUCCGCCGAGACACUUCAAAAUGGGCACCAUGAAGAAUUGUUCUCCCUGGCUACAGUGCCCUGCUGUGCGCAUGGAGGUGCGCAAGUUAAAGAUGAUUGGCCAGGGAGCUGUGAAGCAGGUCUUCCUGUCUGAAUGGAAGGGCCACAAAGUGGCGGUGUCCAAGCUGUCGACGCUGGAGUACCAAGAGGAUUUUCUGCACGGGUUGGCCAUGCUGCAAGCACUGCAAGGCCCCCACGUGGUGCUCCUGGUUGGGUUGUGUGUGGAAGACCACACUUUCGUCACUGAGUACCAUCCGCUGGGCUCUCUGCUCAACCUGGACUCUGUGCUGGAGCAGGAGAAGUACCGCAAGCUGGACACCUGGCAGACCCGCCUGCGCCUGGCCCUGGAGUACGUCUCGGCCCUGCAUUACCUCCACAACAGCCCUGUGGGCACGCGUGUCAUGUGUGACUCCAACGACCUGGGCAAGACCCUCUCCCAGUUCCUGCUGACCAGCGACUUCCACCUGGUGGCCAACGACCUGGACGCCCUGCCAGCCGUGGAGAGGGCCCGGGGCGGACUGGUCAAGUGCGGCAGCCGGGAGCUCCAGGGCGAGUUUGUGGCCCCCGAGCAGCUGUGGCCCCACGGUGAGGGCAUGCCCUUCUCAGACGAGCUCAUGCCCGGGUAUGACGAGAAGACGGAUGUGUGGAAGGUUCCGGAAGUGGCGCGCUUCCUGCUGGGGAGGGUGCCGGGCGGAGACGUGGCCCAUUUCCACCUCUUUCAGAUCCACAGCCAGUGCAAGAGGAAGGAUCCGGCCAGCCGGCCCUCUGCCCGCGAUGUGCUGGGCGUGUACAGGACGGUCUAUGCCAACAUGAUGAAAGAUAACCCCAGCCCCGGCUCCAGAGACAUGCUCUGAAUCCUCUCCACCCCUUCCAAAUGCCAAUUUCCCUGUACUGAGAUCCUACUGACCCGAAAUUAAAGGAUUUAAUUAACUGA
Conger conger (European conger) is the source of this 1282-nucleotide messenger RNA. It is a transcript of the gene pomk, whose product is annotated as protein O-mannose kinase. Bases 162 to 1202 code for a protein of 346 amino acids. Gene Ontology annotation, molecular function: ATP binding; protein kinase activity; carbohydrate kinase activity. Gene Ontology annotation, cellular component: endoplasmic reticulum membrane. Lineage: Eukaryota; Metazoa; Chordata; Actinopteri; Anguilliformes; Congridae. Gene Ontology annotation, biological process: carbohydrate phosphorylation; protein phosphorylation; protein O-linked glycosylation. The record is from RefSeq and is a predicted model, not a curated record. The transcript has 3 exons.